GUCAUCGUAUAAUUCGUAAUAUCGCGUAGUGGAGUGUCACAAAGUUUAAAGAAAAGCUUUGAAGGAGCAGCAGAAGCGUAAUAAUCGGCGUAUAUGCCACAGUGUCACGGCUGAGUGUGAUAUACAUAUCUCUCCUCUGUCUGUUUACUGGGGAGGAUGGACAGGCGGUCGAUGGAUGGACAUGUUGACCCUGCGGUCGAAACUCCAGACAGUCCCACAGGGGCUCAUGUUGAGUGGUGUAAACAGCUGAUUGCAGCCACAAUCUCAAGUCAGAUCUCUGGACCCAUCAGCUCAGACAUGAUCUCCAGAGAGUACAAGGACUGUGAUGAUGUGGAGGUAAAAGGAUUUCUCAUGGACAGUGACCUUCAGCAGACUGCCCCCUCUUCGACACUAAGAGAAGGAAAUAAGCAAGCUCAGAUGGAGGAGGCUCCUUGUGUACCUGGAGAAACGAUCAAAACUAUUGUCAAAGAUGUGAUGUAUAUCUGUCCAUUCUCUGGGGUUGUGCGGGGGACUCUAACCAUCACUGACUACAAGCUGUACUUCAAGAGUUUUGCUCAGGAUCCUCCAUUUGUGUUGGAUGUGAAUCUGGGAGCAGUGAGCCGACUGGAGUCCAUCGCUGUUCAGUGUCAUGGAGAAAACACUCAAGGACUGGAGAUAGUUUGCAAGGACUUGAGAAACCCCCGGUUUGCCUACAAAAAAGAAGGACAAAGCAGUUUGGAGGUGUUUGAAAUACUGUCAAAGUUUGCUUUCCCUCUCUCCCACAACCUGCCACUCUUCGCAUUUAAGUACCGAGAGAGGUUUCCAGAAGAUGGCUGGAAGAUCUACGACCCAGUUGCUGAAUACAAGAGACAGGGUCUGCCAAAUGAGAGUUGGAUCAUCAGUAAAGUCAACAGCAGUUAUGAAGUGUGUGAGACAUAUCCAGCCUUGCUCGUCCUGCCUUCAAACGUCACAGAGGACGAACUGAAGAGAGUUGUGGCCUUCAGGGCCAAACGCCGUUUUCCGGUGCUGUCUUGGAUUCAUCCAGAGAGUCAGGCAGCUAUAGUGCGCUGUGGUCAGCCUCAGGUGGGUCCAUCAGACCGGCGCUGCAGGGAGGAUGAACGCUACCUGCAGACUAUACUCGACGCCAACGCCCAGUCUCACAAACUCUGUAUCUUUGACGCUCGCCAAAGCACUGUGGCUGACACCAACAAAGCCAAAGAUGGAGGAUACGAGAAUGAGAGUUUCUACAUCAACGUGGAGCUGAAUUUUCUGGAGAUACCCAACAUUCAUGUGAUGAGAGAAUCGUUGAGGAAACUCAAAGAGGUGGUGUGUCCUGCCAUUGACCAACAACACUGGUUCUCAUCUGUGGAUUCUACGCACUGGCUGGAGUACAUCAAGCUCUUGCUAGCAGGUGCAGUGCGAAUCGCAGAUCGCAUUGAGUCAGGUAAGACGUCAGUGGUGGUGCACUGUAGUGAUGGCUGGGACCGCACAGCUCAGCUCACAUCUCUGGCCAUGUUGAUGCUUGACGGCUACUACCGCUCACUCAGGGGCUUCCAGGUGCUGCUAGAGAAGGAGUGGCUGAGCUUCGGACACCGCUUUGCCUCGCGUGUGGGACAUGGAGAUGGGAAUCAUGCAAACUCUGAGCGCUCUCCUCUCCUUGUGCAGUUCAUAGACUGUGUCUGGCAAAUGACCCGACAGUUUCCGUCUGCGUUUGAAUUUAAUGAGGUGUUUCUCAUCACUGUUCUUGAUCACCUGUACAGCUGCCUGUUUGGAACAUUUCUCUUUAACAGUGAGCUGGAGCGAGUGUCGAAGGAGGUGUACAGUAAGACUGUGUCUCUGUGGUCAUAUGUGAACAGUCAGGUGGAGGAAUUUAUCAACCCGCUGUACGUGAACUAUGAGCAUCAUGUUUUGUAUCCAGUGGCCAGUCUGAGACAUCUAGAGCUCUGGGUCAGUUAUUACAUGCGCUGGAACCCUCGCAUGCGGCCACAGGUUCCUGUUCAUCGGAGUCUGAAGGAGUUGUUGGUUUUGAGGUCUGAGCUGCAGAAGAGGGUGGAGGAGCUCAAACGAGAUGCAGCUUCAUCCCGUUCUCUUUCCUCUUCAUCAGAGCAUGAGGGUAUGCCAAUGCAGACCACUGUCUGAGCAUUGGCAAAUACUGGAUUUAUAAAUGACCAUACAUCCAGCAUUUGUUCCCAAUCUCAUCAGAGACGGAUAAGGCCAAAAAGAUCAAAAAUAAUUAUAAUAAUAAUAAAGAGUGUGUGCAUGCGCAAAUGCAACCUUAAUGUGGUCAUUGGUGCCCCCUAAAGGCCACAAAACCAAGCAGUCUAAAUCGCACAACACUACAGUUUAAUAAAACAUAAUUUAAAUGAAUAUAAUUAUUGGAAAAGUUACACAUGAGAUUUUUAAUGACCACAGAGAGUCAGGACCUUGGUUUAAUGUCUCAUCUGAAAGAUGUACAGUAUAUUUACUGUAUACUGUAUAUGUAUAUAUGUUUCCUAAUAUUUUAUUCUUAGCCUAAUUAAUACAUAUAAUCACAAAUAUGAGUUGAUGCUGAUUUAAAUGUAUAGGUAACAGCCUUACUGAAAUAUUUAGGAAUAGAUUUUAAUAAAUGAAUUAAGUUCAAGGAUUUUAUGUUAAAAAUUGCCCUAAAAAUCAGAUCACUGGGGGAAAUAUUGCCCCAUAAUAAAAGAGUACAUUUCAGACCCUGGUCUGUGUUCAGAAAUCCAUGCUCAAAUGUAUCAGUUGCUUUGUUUAGUUUUGUAUUGCCUAUACCAUACACAAAUUACUACUCAUUACUAAUGAACAAGUAACAUAAUUCAGAAUGAUCGAUACUGUUUGUGCAUAUUUGCCUUGUUUUGCAUGAGAUUGUGAGCUACACAUUUGUGUUACACAUAAACAACAGCCUUCAAAUAACCAUUUUAAUUUUAAAUACAUAUUAUAUCACAUUAUAUUAGUUAAUGUAAGUUGUCUCAUGCAUACCAAUUAUUUUUACUCUGAAGGUUUUCUUCUUUAAAUGUAUCUAUAAUGCUAAUAUAAAAGUGACUACUACUUUUAGUAUGUAUAUUUAAGGUAUGGUUCACCCAAAAAUGAAAAUUCUCUCAUCAUUUACUCACCCUCAUGCUAUCCCAUAUGUGUAUGACUUUCUUUCUUCUGCUGAACACAAACGAAGAUUUUUUAGAAAAAUAUUUCAGCUCUGUAGGUGCAUACAUUGCAAGUGAAUGGGAACCAAAAAUAACUUUGAAGCUCCAAAAAGCAUGUAAAGGCGGCAUAAAAGUAAUCCAUAUGACUCCAGUGGUUAAAUCAAUCCAUGUCUUCAGAAGCGAUAUAAUAAGUGUGGGUGAGAAACAGAUCAAUAUUUGAGUCCUUUUUACUGUAAAUUCUCUUCCCUGCCCAGUAGGUUGCGAUAUGCACAAAGAAUAUGAAUUGCCAAAACAAAAGAAGAAUGUGAAAGUGAAAGUGGAGAUUGAAAGUAAAAAAGGACUUUAAUAUUGAUCUGUUUCUCACCCACACCUAUCAUAUCUCUUCUGAAGACGUGGAUUAAACCACUGGAGUUAUAUGAAUUACUUUUAUGCUGCCUUUAUGUGCUUUUGAAGCUUCAAGUUUUUUGGUCACCAUUCACUUGCAUUAUACGUACCAACAGAGCUUAAAUAUUCUUAUAAAUAUCUUCAUUUGUGUUCUGCAGAAGAAAAAGUCAUACACAUCUGGGAUGGCAUGAGGGUGAGUAAAUGAUGAGAGAAUUUUCAUUUUGGGGUGAACUAUCCCUUUAAAAGAUGUUCACGUGCAUCAGAUGUAAGUUUUUAUUUGUUAAUAACAAUUGUCAUAACUAAACUUUCUCAUGUUUACAAGCAUAAUGCUAGAACUUAGAUUUGUAAUAGUUUUGAGUAUUAUUAAUUUAUGUUAAACAAUGAGUUUUGUGAUUGGAAGAAUAACAAAUAUCCUUCAAAAACUGCUAUUAUACUGUAUCUGCUGCAUUUGGUUACAGUCCAGAUUUAUUUUUUUAUUUUUUUUUAUCUAAUUUCUCCACAGAGAUGCUUUAAAUUGCAAAAAAUAACAAAUUUAAAAAUUUAAAAAAAGCUGUUUAUUUUCCAAAAGAUGGGUUCAAAGUACAUGUAAAUGUAAUUUGAGCCAUGUGUUUAUAACAAAUAAAAAGCUGUUAUUCUUA
Molecule: messenger RNA, 4138 nt
Organism: Myxocyprinus asiaticus (Chinese sucker)
Lineage: Eukaryota; Metazoa; Chordata; Actinopteri; Cypriniformes; Catostomidae
Product: myotubularin-related protein 1-like
Exons: 16
Coding region: 157-2118 (653 amino acids)
Biological process (GO): dephosphorylation
Molecular function (GO): phosphatidylinositol-3,5-bisphosphate 3-phosphatase activity
Source: RefSeq, a predicted model, not a curated record